This is a messenger RNA of Sturnus vulgaris (Common starling), 2874 nucleotides long. NCBI's taxonomy places the organism in Eukaryota, Metazoa, Chordata, Aves, Passeriformes, Sturnidae. The record is from RefSeq and is a predicted model, not a curated record.
AUGCUGGCCGCGCUGGCCGCGCUGCUGGCCCCGCUGCUGGCCCCGCUGCUGGCCCCGCUCCCGGGCGCGGUGACGGCCCCGGCCCCGCUGACCCUCGCCGUGGUUCUGCCCCAGCACAACCUCACCUACCCGUGGGCUUGGCCGCGCGUGGGUCCCGCCGUGCGCUUGGCCGCGGCCGCCGUGAAUUCCCGGCGGGAUUUGCUGCCCGGCUUCACCCUGGGCUGGGUGUUCGGCAACAGCGAGGAUCGCCACGGGGUCUGCUCGGAAAUGGCCGCGCCGCUGGUGGCCGUGGACCUGCGGCUCGCCCAUCACCCCGCCGCGUUUUUGGGGCCGGGGUGCGUCUACUCGGCGGCUCCCGUGGCCCGGUUCACCAGCCACUGGCAGCUGCCGCUGGUCACGGCGGGGGCCGAAGCUCACGGCUUCGACGACAAGAGCGAGGAGUUCGGUUUGACCACCCGCGCCGGCCCCAGCCACCGCAAACUGGGCGAACUGGGAGUGCAGCUGCACCGGCGCUUCAACUGGACGCGGCGGGCGCUGCUCGUGUACUGGGACGAGCGGGUGGAUGACCGGCCCUAUUACUUCGCCGCCGAGGGUUUGUACGUCCAGCUGCCCACCCUGCGCAACCUCACGGUCAUGGACGUGGUGUUCCGCGACGGCGGCAACUUCUCCUUCAUCAUCCAGGAGAUCAAGGCCAAGGGGCGCAUCGUGUACGUGUGCUGCGCCCCGGACACGCUGCGGGAGCUGAUGCUGCAGGCGGAGCGCGAGGGGCUCACGGGCGGCGACUUCGCCUUUUUUUACAUCGACACGUUCGGGGCCAGCCUGCAGGGCCAGCGCUUCCCCGAGCCACGGCGGCCCUGGCACCGCGGCGACCCGCACGAUGCCCGAGCCCGCCGCGCCUUCCAGGCUGUCACCAUCAUCACCUACAAGGAGCCCGAGAACCCCGAGUACCGGCCCUUCCUGCAGCGCCUCAGGGAGGAGGCGCGGGAACAUUUCAACUUCUCCAUGAAGGACGGACUGAUGAAUUUCAUCGCCGCCGCUUUCCACGACGCCGUCCUGCUCUACGCCCAGGCCCUCAACGAGACCCUGGAGCGCGGCGGCUCCGUCAGCGACGCCUCGGCCAUCACUCGCCAGAUGUGGAACCGCACCUUCUACGGUGUCACCGGCUUCCUGAAGAUCGACGAGCAGGGGGACCGGGAGAGCGAUUACUCCCUGUGGGACAUGGAUCCCGAGCAGGGAAACUUCCAGAUCGUGGCCAACUACAACGGCACCACCAAGAAGAUCGAGAUGGUGCCGGGCCGGGAGAUCCACUGGCCGGGCAACGCGGUCCCGUCCGAUGUCCCUCCCUGCGGCUUCGAGGACACCGACCACCAGUGCAAAGCCUCGCUGACCACGGUGGAGAUUCUGUCGCUGGUGGUCAGCCUGAUCCUCACGGCCAUCACCGCCACCUCCUUCUUCAUCUACAGGAAGCUGCAGCUGGAGAAGGAGCUGGCGGCAGAGCUGUGGAGGGUGCGCUGGGAGGACGUGCAGAUGAGCAGCCUGGAGAAACAUCUGCGGAGCGCCGGCAGCAAACUCACCCUGUCCCUGAGAGGCUCCAACUACGGCUCGCUGAUGACCACGGAAGGGCAGUUCCAGGUGUACGCCAAGACCGCCUACUACAAGGGUAACCUGGUGGCCGUGAAACACGUGAACCGCAAACGCAUCGAGCUGACGCGCAAGGUCCUGUUCGAGCUCAAACACAUGCGGGACGUGCAGAACGAGCACCUGACCCGGUUCAUCGGCGCCUGCACCGACCCGCCCAACAUCUGCAUCCUGACCGAGUACUGCCCGCGGGGCAGCCUGCAGGACAUCCUGGAGAACGAGAGCAUCACCCUGGACUGGAUGUUCCGCUACUCCCUCACCCACGACAUCGUCAAGGGGAUGCAGUUCCUGCACAGCGGGGUCAUCGUGUCCCACGGGAACCUCAAAUCCUCCAACUGCGUGGUGGAUUCGCGCUUCGUGCUCAAGAUCACGGACUACGGCCUGGAGAGUUUCCGUGUCACCCCCGACGGCGACGACAGCCACGCGCUGUUCGCCAAGAAGCUCUGGACGGCUCCGGAGCUGCUGCGGAUGGAGGAGCCGCCGGCUCGGGGCACGCAGAAAGGAGACGUGUACAGCUUCGGGAUCAUCCUGCAGGAGAUCGCGCUGCGCUGCGGAGUGUUCUACGUGGAGGGCAUGGAGCUCAGCCCCAAGGAGAUCAUCGAGCGGGUGAAGAGCGGGGAGCGGCCGAGCUUCCGUCCCUCGGCCAACGUGGGAUGUCACCUGGAGGAGCUGGGGCAGCUGAUGCAGCACUGCUGGGCCGAGGACGUCCUGGAGCGCCCCGAUUUCAACCAGAUCAAGGUCCAGCUCCGCAAAUUCAACAGGGAGAGCAGCACCAACAUCCUGGACAACCUGCUGACCCGCAUGGAGCAGUACGCCAACAACCUGGAGGAGCUGGUGGAGGAGCGCACCCAGGCUUACCUGGAGGAGAAGCGCAAGGCCGAGGCUCUGCUCUACCAGAUCCUGCCCCACUCGGUGGCGGAGCAGCUCAAGCGGGGGGAGACGGUGCAGGCGGAGGCGUUCGACAGCGUCACCAUCUACUUCAGCGACAUCGUGGGGUUCACGGCGCUGUCGGCGCAGAGCACCCCCAUGCAGGUGGUGACGCUGCUCAACGACCUCUACACCUGCUUCGACGCCAUCAUCGACAACUUCGACGUCUACAAGGUGGAGACCAUCGGGGACGCGUACAUGGUGGUGUCGGGGUUGCCGGUGCGCAAUGGCAAGCUGCACGCGCGCGAGGUGGCCCGGAUGGCGCUGGCCCUGCUGGACGCCGUGCGCUCCUUCCGCAUCCGCCACCGG